AUGUUAUUUUCAAUGGCGGCGGAAGCAACACCUGAUGCUGCAUUUGGACCACGACGUAGGUUAGCACUUGUAAUUGGCAUUAAUGAUUAUGAAAAUUACUCGAAAUUAACCAACCCAAAGAAUGAUGCGGAAAAGCUGUCAUCUCUCUUGCAAAGUAUUGGCUUUAUUAUUGAUUCAUCAUCAUUGGCCGAAACAUAUGCUGAGGUAAAUCGUAAGGUUCUUGAUUUUGAACUCUCAAUAAAACCGAAUGAUGUGGUCCUAUUUUAUUUUGCUGGACAUGGGAUACAAUGGGAGGAUCAAAAUUAUUUAAUGCCAAAAGACUUUCCUAAAUUUCCUGAAAUAAAUGAAGCAGAUUUAAAAGAGAUAGCUGGCAUUUUAAAAAUGAAAGCCGUCAAUGCACAAGAUAUUCUUAACACGUUGAGUGAUCGAAAACCAUAUGUAACAAUAUUUCUCUUGGAUUGCUGUAGAGAAUAUAUUUUACGAAAUCCUGAUUUAAAUAGACGUGGUUUUAACUCAAACACGAGCAAUUCCAAAUCAACUGGCCUAGCAGCAAUGCAUAAAGCAGGUGCACUGAUUGCAUUUGCUUGUGCACCUGGUACAUUCGUAGAUGAUAAACCAAAAGACAAAAAUAGUUUAUUUAUGAAGCAUCUUCUGGAACACAUUACCACUCCGAACGAAGACAUUGUAAACAUAUUACGUGAUGUGACCAAUGGAGUAAUGAAAGAUUCAAAUGACGAACAGAUUCCAUUUCUAAGUGUUCAAUUAAGACACAAGAAUAUCUAUUUGUGUGAGCAAGGCAGAGGUAAGAAGAAUGAUUUUGAAUAG
Rotaria sp. Silwood2 is the source of this 825-nucleotide messenger RNA. The record is from the annotation of a GenBank genome assembly. Lineage: Eukaryota; Metazoa; Rotifera; Eurotatoria; Philodinida; Philodinidae.